UUUGUACGACUAUAGUAGAAUGUUAUUGAACUGAAGUAAAGUGAUAUCAAACAAUAUGGAUAAAAAUAUUUUAUUAAUAACUUUUAUUUUUAUGAUCGAAUCGAUCACGAUUCUAGUUGCAGUUGAUGUAUCAGAAUGUAGUAAAGUAGAAGCACCAAAACCAGUACAUGUAGAUAUAAAAGGUUGUACUGAAGAACCAUGCUUACUGCCAAGCGGUCAAAAUGCAAUAAUGGAUUUAACUUUUGUCGUUCCAAAUAACUCCGAUAUAUUAUGGGCAAAAGUGAAUCCAAUAGUUUUUGGUAUCGAAGGUGUAUUUGAAUUACCAGAUCCGAAUGUAUGCAAUGGUUUGUUAAAUGGAUAUUGUCCGGUUGAUCAAAAUGAGUUAUUGACAUAUCGUUUGGAAAUGCCUGUUCUCAAAAGCUAUCCACAGAUCUCACUCAGUAUCAAACUGUCAAUUGAAGAUGAAAAUCGCAAAAAAAUUUCUUGUUUUGUUGUAAAAUGUAAAGUUGUAAAGGAGUAAAUUACUAUAUAAAAUCUAAAA
Messenger RNA from Chrysoperla carnea, 541 nucleotides. Its product is annotated as NPC intracellular cholesterol transporter 2-like. The record is from RefSeq and is a predicted model, not a curated record. NCBI's taxonomy places the organism in Eukaryota, Metazoa, Arthropoda, Insecta, Neuroptera, Chrysopidae. The coding region runs from base 56 to 520 and encodes 154 amino acids. The transcript has 4 exons. Gene Ontology annotation, molecular function: sterol binding. Gene Ontology annotation, biological process: sterol transport.